GAGGUGCAACUAGAGGACGACCAGCUCCGUCGGCUCCACUGUUGAGCAUUCAGCUCCUACAUCUGGCUGGAAGUUCUGAAGACAGGACGGAACAAGAUUCAGCCGUCGUAAUCAACUUUACUAUUUUUUAUUCGACGAAUUAGUAAACCGAAAUAUCAGCUAUGAAGUUACUGUGGGCUGUUAGUGCCCUGCUGCUGAGCUGUUGGCGAGCUAAUGCGUCCACAGGCCCAAACAUCAUCACCGAACCUCCUGAGGUCACCAACCAGACCUCCGCGAUCCUCAGCUGCAACUUGACAGAGUCCAGCCUUCCCAGCAAGGGCUCCCACUGGGUGCACAAUGGCAAAGUCCUGGAAGAAUCUAAGUCCAAUGAAGCCCAUUCAUACACAGUCCUCCGUUUGGACAAGAUCACCCACAGCUCUGGUGGAAAGUAUGAAUGUGUGUUUCUGACUGAUCCAGAGGUGAAGCAGACAAUUGAAGUCAAAACACUUCCCCACGUUGCUGCCUACAAGCACUCUGAGCACGGCAAUGAGAAAGACAAAGGUGUGAUGGUCUGUGUGAGCCAUGGCUAUCCACUGCCCACUAACUGGAACUGGCACAAAGAGGAAGAUGGUGUCCAAGUACCUAUCUUCAACGGCACCAGUGACAAAUAUGAGAUCAAGAGCACCCCUAACAAGACCACUCUGACCGUUAAUGACCUGAGCAUCGAAAACGACAUUGGAGACUACGUCUGUGCCGGAACCAAUGAACUUGGCACAACUACUGACAAGAUCCACCUGCGUGUCCGCAGUCGCUUGGCCGCUCUCUGGCCCUUCCUUGGCAUCGUGGCCGAGGUCAUCAUCCUGGUGACCAUCAUCUUCAUCUAUGAGAAGAGGAGAAAGCCUGAUGAGAUCAACGACGAUGACGACUCAGGCUCUGCUCCUCUGAAGAGCAAUUCUACUGCAAACCACAAAGACAAGAAUGUGAGGCAAAGGAAUUCUAAUUAGAAGCUGAACGAGAUGGACAUCCAGAUGGCAGUCCAGGACUCAGCUGUUGUGUGGCACAUCAUACUGUGCACCCUGCAAUUUUCAGUACCUUUUUUGUGCUUGGGUGUUAAUGUUCUAAGAAACUGACUGAUUUCCUCUUGUUUUAUUUUUUUCUUCUAUAUUCUUCUCCACAUUGUGCAGCCACAGAACAUAGUGUGAAGUAAUUUCUGCUUGAGGCCGCGGGGCAAAUAUUGCAUGAGUUAAAAUGCCGUUUUAGCAAAGUAUGUGUUCGUUGUAAAAUCAUUAGACCGUUCAUGUGAGGAAUGCCUCGUUUGUGGUUAUUUUUCUGUUGAUGCUGAUUCUGCACUGACCUCACAGCUGUCGGUUUUUGCUUUUACACAGGGUUCCCAUAAUCAUGAAGCUACUUGAAAAAGUUUUGGAAUUGGAAAAAACUGAUAACCAGGUUUGGAAGUGGUUUGGAAUUAACAGAGUUUUGGAAAUACAUCGUUUUGGCUGUAGUUUAAAAUACAUUACUAAAAAUCCCAGAGCAUGUCUUGCGUUAAGCAAAAUACAUUCCUUGAAGCUUUUGCUGCGCUGCAUGACUGUUGAAAUGUCACUAGUAUCACAGACCAGAUGUGCAUGGCGUCAUUGCCAAGGCCACGCCCCCUUUUGGGGGGGUGGAGAAAUAAGCUAUGACAUUGGGAGAGAAACAGAAGCUUAUGUGUAGCUGGUUAACUGCAGCUUGCAAAGUACCUGUAUGUGCCAGUCUGGUCUGUUGGCAUAUGCAUCUAGUUGGUGGCAGGAAUGUCUAACAAGUGAGUAAAGUUAUCAAACGCCAGGAGCUUGCUUAUGCGCACAUGCCUUAAGUAUGUGUCUCAUAAUGAUGGCUGUAUCUCUGUAUAGGCUUACCUGUUUUAACAACUUUAAGUUGUGGAAAUGGGUUAGAAUAUUAUGGAAAAGUCACAGGAAAGGUUUUGAAACUUCAUCAGUAGAAAUGUGUGGGAACCCUGUUUUAUAUUCUAUCUGGAAUGGUUCCUUGCAAAACAGCACAAGUUCAGUUGAGAGGAUCUGAAACAUUUUAGAUCCUAAUUUAUCACUGCCAUUCUUAUAGCAACCACUGGCGUGCGUUUGAAUUCAUGUUUGACCUGUCCCUACUCCACCGCACACCUCCUUUUGCAGAGUUUUAUACUUUGCCUUAACAAGCACCAUUUUCUCUUUUGUGUGUAAAUGUGAUACUUAAAAUUAAAUGCUGAAAUAAUUAAUGAAGGUUUGGUUGCCAUAAGAAAUUACAGUUCUUUUAGUAGGAAAGCAUUUGUCCUUUUAAAUCCAGCUUUUAUUUCCUUUUCCCAUUAACAUUUUAAAUCGAAGUUUUAGUCACUGAUGUUUUUGUUGCCGAUGUCACAUCCAGAGUAAAAAUAUAUUAAGGACCAAGUGCAAGUAACAUCUGUUGCUUCUGUCGAACGCAACUUGAAUACUACACACUGAAGUUUAUAUUUAGUACCGGAGAUUAUCGUUUCAGAUGUUUUUCUUUCUCACUCAAUGUGAUCUGAGAUAGAAAACAUCCUGUGUGCGAUUGUUGGGCCGUCGUCUCUGUUCCCUCCACUGUGUAGAUGAUUCAGAAGCCAUAUGUUCCAUUUAACCUGAGUAGUGUUGUGAUUGGAUGUUACCAUUUCAGAGUUACACAAAUUAAGAAGACCUAGUCAGAAUUGUGUAAAGUGUUGUACCUUCCGAAUACCUGGAACAACCAUCUGUUGUACAACUUGCACAAACUGAAUAAAGGUAUUUGAUUUUA
This is a messenger RNA of Epinephelus moara (kelp grouper), 2754 nucleotides long. It is a transcript of the gene bsg, whose product is annotated as basigin. The coding region runs from base 162 to 983 and encodes 273 amino acids. Lineage: Eukaryota; Metazoa; Chordata; Actinopteri; Perciformes; Serranidae. The record is from RefSeq and is a predicted model, not a curated record. The transcript is spliced from 8 exons.